GUCAAACAGAAACAUCCACAUUUUCAAAAAUGAAAAUUGCACAGAAAACCAAAAUUACACAGCACGAAAACAAGAAGAAGAAACUAAGUAAACCCAAAAAAGAACAUGUGUUAAUUGUAGCGCAAGAAAUAAAGUUCGCCAGAUUGCUGUCUGGAAAUGAAAAGAAAACUCGCGAUCGCGCGCUCAAAACAUUAAAAAAAUGGCUUUUAAACUGUUUUGAGAAGGGUUAUGAAUUCAAAGAAGAUGACUUCGCGCGCAUUUGGAAGGGUCUAUUCUACGCGGUGUGGAUGUCUGACAAACCACUCAUACAGGAGGAACUGUGUGAGAGCAUAGCCGGGAUUCUGGACCAGUUUUCCAGUGAGCAGUACCGUCAUGCCCUGCUGAUGGUCAAAGUUGGCCUUAAGGCGGUGGCGACCGAGUGGCAUGGUAUCGACCACCAUCGCAUGGACAAAUCUCUCAUGCUGGUUCGAAGAUAUCUUCGGGGUAGCCUGCGCUGCGUAGCCCGUUGCGGGUGGAGCGAGCAGGCGUGCCGUCAGUACGCUAAAAUGUUAUCUGGACCCGACGGUAUUUUGGCCGUAAAGACACCACUGUACGCCCGCAACGCCACAUCAAUGAUUUUACAUAUCAUCGAUUGUUACCUAGAAGAAAUUGCAAAGGUAUCACAAGGCAACAUUCCGGCGGACAGCGUGGCGGAGCUCCUGCGGCCGCUGUGCGUGUACAUGUGCGCGGGGGGCGAGGCGGGGGUGUGCGCCGCGUGCCGCCGGGCGCUCACCGCGCUCGUGAGGCAGUCGGAGCUGGGGCUGCAGUACCAGGGCAGGGCCGCCGCCUGGCAGCAGAUGGGGUGCCCGGAAGGUGGUCCGGAUGCGUUACAACUGGUGUCUGAUGAUGAUGAUGAUGAUGAAGAAGUCCCAGAUGAAGAAUCCGAUGGUGAGGAAAGGGAACGCAUCCUGGACCCCCGCGCGGGUCGUGUGGACGUGGUGCUGUCCCCGCUGCCAGUGCCGAGCGCGCGGCUCGCCAGCAUGCUCGGCGAGCUGCUCGCCAGCACCGGCUCCAAGGCGCACAAGCGAGCCAAGAUAUGUAUGCAGAGGUUCCAGCAACUAGCGAACAAGGAGUACCCUCUGGCCAUCAAACCGGAGGAGGUUCCAGCAGAGGUGGUGGUGAAGCCCAAAGUGGGCCGCGCUGCGAGAUCUCUGCUCACCCUGGAGAAGACACUGCUGCCGGCGUCUGAUGAACUCGCUCUUAGAGGUCUAAGCCGUAAACAUCGUAAGCGACUGCUGGCUAAAAGUCGAGCUGGACUGAGUAUCGUCGAGGACGUCGCCGCGCUGACCGCCACACAUAACAACGCUGCCGGUGACUGGAAAGUCGAGGAAGCGGCCGAAGGGAAGAACACGAAGGGCAAACCCGAAGACACGUCCAACAAAGAAAAUGUCAACAAGAAAAAUAAAAAACGGAAAGCGGACAAAGAGAACGGAGACAGCCCCACGAAGAAAAAAAAAGUAGACGAUACACUCGUCGAGAACAACAAAAUACAAAAGCAAAAAAAUAAAAAACAAGCGAAAUCCGAGCCCAAAUUGAACGCACAAAAAGGUGACGCGAAAAAUAUACAAAAAACACAAUCUGGCGCGCAGAAACCAGAAAAACAUAUUCAAAAAUCGAAAAACGCCCCUACAAUAAUAAAAGAAAAAUCCAAAACGGACAAACCUAAACUGGACAUGGAAAAACCUAAACCAGAGACGGCUAAACAGAAAAAACCCGAGCCAGAAAAAAAACAAAAUAGCGCCAUCAAAGUUAAAAACGCGCCAACUCUCGUAACGAAAAAGGCCAAAAUAUAUCAAAAACAGUUGUCCCCUAAGGAAAAAAAGGAUAAAACCUCAUUUGACACGCCCAAAAAGGUGAAAUUCGUUCUUAAAAACAAUUCGAUGCAAGGUACAAUUGAUUACUACAAAAGUGUGAGGCAAAGUCCCAAAAUUCCUUUCGACAGCAGUCGGAAACCUUCGAAGACCAAUUUGAAGCCAUCUACACCGUCUCCUAUAAACCCCUUCUUCAAAAAAAAGUGGAAAAUUACUCAUUAAAAAGAACCUUUAAAAUUAUCGAUUGCAUACAACACACAGAAACAAUAACUCAAUUUAUUUAUUUAUUCAAUCUUACAACUCUCAUUACAGGUAUACACCCAAUACGACAGUGAAGCAAUCUUAAACACUAAACAUUAUUACAACAACAAAAUUACAUAAUAUCAUUGAUAACAAAUCACAAACAUGGUGGCUUUUGCGAAUUCACUCAGAGAGCAGCAGAAUAGGUCAAUUGUCUCUGCUACAGUGUUAAGAUUGCGCAAUGCGCGUGUGAACGGCGCCUGCCCGAGCAGGUUAGUGCGUGAGCGCGGCACCGCCAAUUAUCUGAACACCGCAGAAAUCAAUAUAACAGCAUCGCGCCUGUAUCCCCCAAGGGCUAGGCAGAGGUGUAUACUACACGCACUCCUCACCAGCUAUAAGUUUCGUAUCUUCUCUUGUGUGGAUUGUGAGGUGAAUUACCAACCUCAUCAACCCUGGUGUCAGGGUUACUAUAAGUCGCCAUAGGUCCCUGACAUGACUCAUGUAACGAGUUCAAAACCCAAUUCGAAUUCAGUGGUUUACAGCCCGAGUCGGGAUUCGAACCCGGAAUUUAAUUUAAUUACCCGAAAUGUAAGUUAGUCCUCCAAAGCCAUUAUGGAUUUUAAAACCAAUAGUUUUAUCUUUACUUUAUGUAGUUUGAUACAUUGUAUAAUCUAUGGUAUAUCAUCAUCGCUAAUUUAAGAGCCACGCUCUUGUCGGUGUAGCAUUCUCCAUGCUACUUUUUUAGCGAAAAAUAGGGCAGUGGUUUCCCUCUUGCCUUCCGCCCCGCAGUACUCUGACGCCCAGACGGGAUGGCGCCCAGAGUAGUCAAUUUCAAAGCCGUACUAGGACUCCUGUCCGCCUCAAAUGUCUAUGGAAUAUAGCAAGCUAAAAAUAUCAUCAAAAUCGGUCGAGCCGUUUUCGUAUUUUUGCGAGACUUACGCACUGUAAUUACCUAUUAUAAAUACGUAACAGAUUUUCUACAAUGACAAAAAAUAAUGAAAUAAUAAAUAUUAUUUUAACAUUUCCAAUAAUGCUGUUACUAGCAUUAUCUUUACGAAGUCCAUAAUUUUGCGCUGGCAACAUCGAAUAGUGUUAUUUGAUUGGAGAAAUGGAAUCAAUGUUGCCGAGUUAUGUAAAAUAAAUUAAUUCUGGGGUGUUUAAGCAGAUGUUACUUAGACAAUUUGUUAAAUUUGGUUCAUGUAUUAAAUAUAGUUUUAAGUAUUAAAA
This is a messenger RNA of Pectinophora gossypiella (pink bollworm), 3317 nucleotides long. It is a transcript of the gene Nnp-1, whose product is annotated as ribosomal RNA processing protein 1 homolog. Gene Ontology annotation, cellular component: preribosome, large subunit precursor; nucleus; preribosome, small subunit precursor. Lineage: Eukaryota; Metazoa; Arthropoda; Insecta; Lepidoptera; Gelechiidae. Gene Ontology annotation, biological process: rRNA processing. Bases 30 to 2072 code for a protein of 680 amino acids. The record is from RefSeq and is a predicted model, not a curated record. The transcript is spliced from 12 exons.